AAUUGGCACCUGUCACAUCAUGACAUGUUGAUGUUCUGGUGAUUAAUAUUUAAUCAUGGGUGAAGGAAGAAAAGGUGAGAAUGGAUUUGUUUAUACAUUGAAACUGAGAAACAUCUUCUGAAAUUAAACAAAAAAAGAGCACAUAUGAUCAAUAGAUGAUGUGAUAAAUGCCGUUACAGAGACUACAAGAAAAACAGGAGGCAUACGAUGCUCUAGUGGGUGAUGCAAGGUCACAGUCUCCAGACUGGGUGGACAAUACAGAGCAAGUCCAACAUGGAGGUUCUGAGGAGAGAAUGAGCCAGUUUUCAACUCAGUCCUGUUGUGAUGAAAGUCAGCUUCGUCUUCUUCCAUGCCUUCAUUCUGCCUGCAAGCCAUGCCUUGAUCAAGCUACACAGGUAGAUGAGAACUGCCUACACUGUCCUUCCUGUGGUCGUGAGUUCACCAUGGAGCAGACAUCAGUAGACCAUGUCAGACGAAAUGAAGCUGCCUAUAAAGUCAACGCGGAUGGUGAGAUGAAAUGCAGCUACAUCGAAGGGAAGCAUGAUGCUAAAGUUGUAGUGUACUGUCACGAAUGUGAUGAGAAGCUCUGCUCUGACUGCCAUAAACUCCAUGACACGGUGACACGGAAUCGAAAUCACAGAGUAACUGAGAUCAACCAGGCCGAGAAUAUCCCUAUGAAUCAGUGGCUGAAGGACCGUUACUGCAGAGACCACCCUGACAACAAACUGCAGCUAUAUGACCACACGUGUAAGAAGGCAAUCUGUCUUAUAUGUGACCGUGGGGCCCACGAGAUGCACAAGAAUGAAGAUUUGAAUCAGGCCUAUGACGUUGCAAAGGAUCAGCUGGAGGAACAAGUGCAGAAGCAACAACUUAAACUGAAAGAUGUCACUGGCAGAAUGGAAAGUGUCACGAGACACCAAAAUGAACUGGGUAAUACUCAGAGAAAGCUGCAAGAAGAUGCCGCUACAGUUUGCACUAGUGUUGCUGUACGGUUCCUUCAUCGACAGAGACAACUGAUGAAGGAGAUUCUAAUGAGUCUACAGGCCCCUCGUGUAAUGGUUCAAGAUAAACUGGACACUUUACAAGACGUCCAUACUUCAAUAGUAUCGGCGAUAGACUACACCCAGAGAACACUUGAAUCUACAAGACGAGAGGAGCUCAUUACUCUCACAGAUGUAAUGCAGACGAAAUGUGAUGAAAAUCUGAAGCUGGAGCUUCCAGAAGAUGACACACAAGACACAAGAAUCCUUCUUACCUUUCAAGGCCAGAGAGCCAUGGAGGAACUUAUCGACACAUUUGGUGGUCUCGCCUCCAGUCUCAACAUGGAUCAUAUUCCAGAUUCUCAGCCUACUUCACAAGAUCUGCUGACGAUGAUAAGGAGAGAACGAGAAACCAUCAUGAUGCAUGAAGGGCGGUGGCAACAACUCCGACAGAUGAUACAUAGCAUCAUCCCAGAACUGAAAGGAUCAGACAGCAGAAUGGCGAGAUCACAGGAACCUGAACAGCUAACAUCACAAGAAGUGCAUGGCAUUGUCACAAAUCUCCUAACCGCAGCAUUCAUCCCCGACGAGACAAUUCCACGUGGUAUUACGUUGCAAGGCUAUGCCACAUUGCACGUCAUAAGACAGGACCGCAGUGUUAAUUUCAUCAUCUGUCCUAAACUCGAACUGGACGCUGGUCGAGUCAACACACGCUGGUGCCAUGUUACUACCGACGGUGAGCUGGCAAACUCGCCGCCCGCGACACAACACACGGACAGUGGCAAGCUACAGAGAUUGUUCGGCACGUGUAGCUCCACCCCCAUCCCCCUUACUCCAUCCCCCUCUAGUGUCACCCCUGUCCCCCACACAACACGUUACUGGGAGACCCAUAUCAGGGUGGGUGUUGUGGUUAGAGUGUUGGGGUGGCCUGUCCUGGAGGUAGGUGUGGGGGAGGAGAGCCAGGUAGACAGUGAGAUGUAUGUUUGUGACCAGCCCCGCUCCUGGUGUGUCCGUGUAUGGAGCUGUGGCACACACCAGGGGAGUCUCUGUACCAGGGUGUAUCUGGCGGGGGAGUGGGGGAAGUGUUACAGUAACACAAUGUCUACCACACCCGGCAGACAGGCCACCCUCCACUAUGGCAUUGUGUUGGAUGUCGGGAGGGGUAGAAUAGGAUUUAUUGACAUAGACAGGUCGGUUGUUUUAGGGAAAGUUGAUGUGGAGUUCAGGGAGGAUCUUCUCCCUGUGUUUGCUGUCUGUCGGGUCAGUGACUACACAGUAAACAUGAAGGUGGUCAGUGGGGAGGAGAUCCUCAUGUCUGACAUCAAGAAAUCACUCAUUAAUGAAGUCCUGGCCUAAGGAAUAUACUAAACAUGACCCAGUGUAAACUUGUAAAUAUCACACAUCAACUUUAUCAGACAAAUUCAAUACCACAGAACUGAAAGAAGCGGACAUAGAAGUUACCUGUUUAUGCGUUGUAUGUUGUGUACAACAAUGUGACAAGGUUAGCUAAAUAUGUCGGUUUUCUACAUGACAGUUUUCAUUUGUGUACUAGCAGCAUUUUACAUCCACACAAGAGUAUUGUUAUGAUUAUUAUUAUGUAAUAACUGAUCAGUAUAUGAAACAUUUCAUACAUUUCUGGGACAUGUCACAACUAACAACUGAGUUGCUGAUUGAGUAAAAAGUUGUUUCAAAUCACGAAUAUUUUGACAUAUUUUGUUUUUCUUCUGUGAAAUAAACAAUUUAAAUACCCAUUCGUUGAGGCUAUAGUUUGAAAUAUAAUAUUUGUAGCUGUAAAAUAGACAUGUUGAUGUCAGUUCAGUUAGACAAUGAAAGUGAUAGAAGCGGACAUAUAAUGUCCCAGUUUUAAUGUGCCAAAGUACUUGUGUUAGGAGAGAAAUGUAGCUACGAAACUGUCUGUUUCUUUAUUCUAUCAGUCCUGUUGUGUUUGGAAAUAAUUUAAAUUACCCACAGAGGGUUUACUUUGUGUGUUUUUUCUUGGUCCGUGUAUCCACACAAAUAAUGUCAAAAGUACAAUCCUGCCAUGUCACAGAGUUGAUUACAACAUGGCCCCCUAUGUACAUUUACAUGUGUGUAUAAAAUUGAAAACUGAAAGUUGUGUGUGAGUUACUGUCUAAUUGAAACACUGGGUCUACCUCUGACAAUGGGGUGUGUAGAGAUGGAUGUGCCACUCUUAGAGUUCCACGCCAAUUAUAAAAUAUCAGGCUUUAGUUUUGGUCAGUAUGACAUGAGUAGAUAUAAAACAUCUACCGUCUGUACCUGUUGUGUUUGACUCCGAUCUGUCUACUCCUCCAGUAAAUUACAAGGUUGAAAUAGGGGAUAAAUUAUCACCAGAAUCCCGCUUUAGAGAACUGUUUGUAUUCAACUAUUUUGCGAUGUCAUGUGGACUGGUUGACUUAUCUGAUAAAUACAUGCAUUGACUUUCUAUAUUUCUAUAUUGUAUGUAUCUGAUAACAUGUCUGAUGUUCAUUGUGUAAGAUAUGCUAGGUGUUAGCUGAUGUUAUUUAAUAUGCAUUGGAAUAAAUAUUGGUAUCAAUCCUG
Molecule: messenger RNA, 3539 nt
Organism: Haliotis rubra (blacklip abalone)
Lineage: Eukaryota; Metazoa; Mollusca; Gastropoda; Lepetellida; Haliotidae
Product: E3 ubiquitin-protein ligase TRIM33-like
Exons: 8
Coding region: 168-2336 (722 amino acids)
Molecular function (GO): zinc ion binding
Source: RefSeq, a predicted model, not a curated record